UCACUUUACCGGUGUCUGUCGUGAAGCGGCAGCGGCUCAUGAGUACGAAGUGUCCCGUGUUAGCAUCGCUUUAAGGUUAAAUAUCUGAGUUAUUCGCGUCGAAAUGUUGUGUUUACGGGGGUUGUCGGUGGCUCUCGCGCUCGCUCUGGUGCCCGGUCCUACGGAAGCCCUGAAAGAAGGAGAGUGUGAAGUGUGUGUGACCUUCCUCGGGAAGUUUUACCAGUCACUUAAGGACAGUAACGUAAACUUCAACAACGCAGACAUCGAGAAGGCCAUCAUUAAGAGCUGCAAAGAUGCUAAAGGCAAAGAAAACCGCUUUUGUUACUACAUCGGAGCAACGAAUGAUGCAGCCACCAAGAUAAUCAACGAGGUGUCCAAGCCUCUCAGCUACCACGUCCCAGUGGAGAAGAUCUGUGAGAAGCUGAAGAAGAAGGACAGUCAGAUCUGUGAGCUGAAAUACGACAAGCAGCUGGACCUGACCACAGUGGACCUGAAAAAGCUUAAAGUGAAGGACCUGAAGAAGAUCCUGGAGGAGUGGGGCGAGUCCUGCAAAGGCUGCGCUGAAAAGUCCGACUUCAUCCGCAAAAUCACAGAGCUCAUGCCCAAGUACGCCCCCGCAGCCGCUAAAGCACGGACAGAUCUGUGACGAGGAGCAAAGCUAAUGCAACACAACCACACAACUUUGGACUUGACUUAGGAGGAGGAGGAGGAUUUUGUCUGACAUGUUUGUCUUGGUCUUAUGGGUUUCGGAGGUGUGCGCUGAUGAGGUAAUCCUGAUUCAGCAGUCUAGAUGUUAGUGAAUGCACAGAAAGCUGAGGCCUAUGCUGUACUGUUAAAUCAAGAGUAAGGGGAACGAACAGUUUGCACACUGAUUAAAGGGGACAUUCGAGCAAUGGGAGCAGUUUUUCUACCUACGUUUAUGAUACAUUUCACAGUGCGUCGGCUAAAAAGGGGGGCAUCUGGUUAUAUUCACCAACCCGGGUCGUCCAUUGGUUCAUUUUAAUGGCACCAGUGUGACUCUUCUGUCAUUAAGCAGUGAGCUGAAGCAGCUGAAUUAAAGUGAAACUGCUCAAAUGCACAAAGUGUGUUGGUCAGAGUGCAGCCCACGGUUCACAAGCCCACAUCGACCCCCUCUCCAGCCUCUGCCGACACCGCCCGAUCACUUCUUAAUGCCAGGAUGCUUCUCGGAAAGUCAUCGCGUACGAAGAAUGACUUUAACGUCCCGGAGUGUUCCUCCGACUUCCCCCUGGUUUCCACGACAUGCUGCGGAGGAGGACGAGCGAACGUGGAUGCUGAUCACUCUGAAACGCUCUGUCUUAAAACAGCGCUGACACGCCCACAUGUGCAUUCAGAGAGAGGCCCUGAAGACAUCCCUGUCUCAUGUGAUCCUGGCGUAAGAGACUGAGGACAAACUGCUCCGUCCUGCUCUGUAAACGUGCUUCAGCUGAACGUCGGAGCGCCUUCUACAGAGAACGAGGACUUUGUAUUUUGUCCCUAAUCACUUACAUGCUAAUGACAUAAAGAAGAGAUCUCUUAGUGGCCAGUAUGAAGAGGAGGGUGAUUACAGAGUGCAUGUGGGCUUGUGAGGAUUGUAUUAAGAUAGAUUGGAAGAGUAUGAAGCUGUCCUUUAAGGCCUGAUGUAAAAAACCAUGACCACCCUCCUGUAGAGGUAUCCAACACUGUCCCCUUUAACCACCAACGUGGUCUUUUUGUUUCAAUCUCAGUCAAACACAUUGUACAGUUAUUAAAAGUCAAAUUAACUCCUGUUUUUCUUCUCAUUCAUGACACUUUGUAGUUUCAGGCUUCUAAUCCACACGAGGAGUUAAAGUUCAGGUUUCUGGAAAUGAGCCUGAUACUCAGUUUUUACCCCAAGUGACAGAUAAUUGGCUUCUUCUGCCCCAAAACUGCAGAUCCCACAUAACCAGUCCUCAGAGGUCAUGGAGCGUGGGUGACUUAUGUCAAAGUGCAUUUGGCUCGUCUUGGACACAGGAAGGCACACCGAGCCUUCUCCCAGCAGCGUUAGAAAUAUUUAGGUAAGAUAUUUAUUGAAGAUUUUUUUUUAAAGAUUUACCUUCUUUCAUUUCUAAAAGUGCUUUUGGUUUCGUUGCUUUGUUCUGGUCCGACUGAGACGAGGUUUCUGUAGCUCAUGAAAAUCACCUCAGCUCUCCUGCCGCUCACCUUCCACUUCCGGGCAGCGCCGGGAUCGCCUGCAGGAUCGUCCAAUCAGGAGCUGGAUGAGGGUUGAAAUUUAAAACCAUAACAGAAAAUCGACCGUGGGUGAGCUCAAAAUGUUUGAUCCCGCUCACGUGUGUCACGACUUCAGCAAGAAUAUUUAUGCGUCCUGAACAGGAAGGGAAACGCCUUUUCUCUCCCACGUGUUGCAGUCACAGGUGAAACUGAUCUCCACCACCUCACCUCCACCCUCACCCCGACUGUUGCGUCUUUCAGAAGGGAUAGAUAUUUUAUUGUUUGAUGUAAAGAAACAACGUGUACUUUAAAAAACAUAAGAGGUUUGUGAUGCUCGAUGAGAAUUUAAAAAUAAAAACAUGCUGUUUCACAUUGACCUUUCAUGUAAAGCAGGCAUUUGUUACAUCUGUACUAUUCUACUUUUUCAUUAAAACAUGAGGAAAGUCC
Molecule: messenger RNA, 2634 nt
Organism: Chelmon rostratus (copperband butterflyfish)
Lineage: Eukaryota; Metazoa; Chordata; Actinopteri; Chaetodontiformes; Chaetodontidae
Gene: manf
Product: mesencephalic astrocyte-derived neurotrophic factor
Exons: 4
Coding region: 104-646 (180 amino acids)
Biological process (GO): dopaminergic neuron differentiation; neuron projection development
Cellular component (GO): endoplasmic reticulum
Source: RefSeq, a predicted model, not a curated record